Mytilus trossulus (common blue mussel) is the source of this 1016-nucleotide messenger RNA. RefSeq lists its product as uncharacterized. NCBI's taxonomy places the organism in Eukaryota, Metazoa, Mollusca, Bivalvia, Mytilida, Mytilidae. Bases 164 to 574 code for a protein of 136 amino acids. The transcript has 3 exons. Gene Ontology annotation, molecular function: calcium ion binding. The record is from RefSeq and is a predicted model, not a curated record.
ACGUGACGUGAACAAUAGCCCCAGGACACAGUAAAAGUUAAAUCAUUUAUCGUGGGAUAAGUAUUUGAAUAUAUUAAAGAAACCGGUUGUCAUCAGCUAACGCAGUCAAACACUAUAUUUAUUACAUACAAGUUGGAAGAGGACGUCUGCUAAAGUUAACAAAAUGUCUCACAGCGUAGAAGAUAUGACUGCACUCUAUGAUGAAUACGACAAAAAUGGAGAUGGAAAAGUUUCUGUUCAUGAAUUGAAAGCUGGAAUAAAAGCCAAAUUUUGCGCAGAUGUUGACGACAAAAAAGUUGUGGCUAUAUUUCAAGGUUUAGACAUGGAUGGUGACAACUGUAUAACAAAAAAUGAAUUCCUUGAUCAGAUGUGUAGUAAAAUUUCCCGGAGAGUUGGAUUCAGCAAGCAGUUCCAACAGUUAGACACAGAUAACAGUGGAUACCUCACAGUUGAGGAGGUUAAACCAUUGUUACAAAACGAUUACGACGAUGGAAAAAUUGCACAAAUGUUCAAGGAUGUUGAUGCUGAUAGCAAUGGCAAAGUCUCAUGUGAAGAAUUCCUUAAACUUAUGUAAAAUUUUCAUUGAACAAUAUGACCUUUUUUUACACAUAUAUUUAUUUCAUCUUGCCAUGUUAGAUGUCUUUUUUACUUUUCGAAAUGUUUUUCUUCAUUUUCUUAGUAUUAUCUAAAGAUUAUCCUCUGUAGACAUCACUUGAUAAUUAAUUUAGACUUUUUUGAUAGACUUUUGUAAACUUUUAUAAUAUGUCUUACUUUAGGUGGCAUGCUGUAAUGAGACCAACUUGCGAUGAAUUUACCUGUUAAUUUAGAGAAGGAAAAGACACGUUUGGUUAUUGUUUUGGAAACAUUGAUAUCAAAUACAAACAAAUAUUAAGAUUGUGAUAAAUACUCAAAAAUACUUUCUAUACAUCAAUGCAAUAUGAGCUUUUAUAGUAUUCACAAUUUACAUUAUAUUAUAUUAUAUAUUACAUUUUAUUAAACUAACAAAAUAUAAAACA